This is a messenger RNA of Eurytemora carolleeae, 1139 nucleotides long. Its product is annotated as serpin B10. Gene Ontology annotation, molecular function: serine-type endopeptidase inhibitor activity. The record is from RefSeq and is a predicted model, not a curated record. NCBI's taxonomy places the organism in Eukaryota, Metazoa, Arthropoda, Copepoda, Calanoida, Temoridae. The transcript has 16 exons. The coding region runs from base 15 to 1091 and encodes 358 amino acids.
UGUCUCACUGUGCAAUGAGAUCUGGAAUUCUUGUGAAAUGGAUUAUUGCUUUCUAUCUUUGUUGGCUGGAACAUGCAGCAGGUGAAUGUGGAGCAAAGGAUGAAGGUGAAUGUGAGCCAAAAGAUUGCAUGAAAUUAAACGAUACUGUGGAUGCAGUGGGGAUACUUGGAAUGAAAAUAUUGGCUGAAAUGAGCAAAAGAUCUGAUAAUAAUAUAGCUUUUUCUCCAUUAAUUAUUGCCUCCGCAAUGGCAAUGAUGUAUGCAGGGGCAGCGGGAGAAACUGAAAAACAAAUGAAAAAAGUUUUAAAAAUAUCAAAAGAUUAUAAGAACGAGUAUAACGCCCUAUUAGGAUCUUCUAGUUCUAGGCAGGGUGUAACUUUAAAUGUUGCAAAUUCUGUCUUUACUGAGAAAUGUAUUAAAAUUGAGGAUGAUUUUGAAUCGGAUGUAGAAUGUUAUUUUAAGGGAAAAGUUAUAGACGCAGAUUUCAAAGAGAAUCCGAAAAAUGAAACUAAAAUAAUAAACAGUUGGAUAAAGGAGAAAACUAAUGGAACAAUAAAGGAUCUUCUGUCACGAAAUAAGAUUACUACAAAUAGUAGUAUGGCGCUUAUUAAUGCGAUCUACUUCCAAGGAGACGAAGUCUCAAUGUACAUAGUAUUUCCGAAGCUGAAGGGAGACACUCCACUAAAAACCUACAUGGAAUCAGUGAUGGAGAAUAAAAAGGAAUUCCUGGAUCAACUAGACUAUACCAAGAUGACAAUUCAAAUGAUAAGGCUUCUUUUGCCAAAAUUUAAAAUCGAGGCUUCUGUUCCACUUAGAGCUGUUUUCAAAAAGAUAGGAAUGAACCUGGCCUUUAAAGAAAAGAAAGCAGAGUUUACUAAUCUUGCCAAAACUGAUGAUGUUUUCAUUUCGAAUGCAGUGCAUAAAGCUUAUAUCGAGGUAAAUGAAACUAGAACCGAUAAAGCACCUAAAAAUUCUAGUGAUAUUUUUGCUAUAAAAGUGAACAGACCAUUUAUGUUCUUCAUCAAGGAUGAGAUGACAGGAGUAAUUCUAUUGCAAGGAGCUGUACGAGAUCCAAAAAUAAAAAUUGUUUAAUGAUGUAAAAAUGGCUUUCUAUUUAAAAAUAUAUAUUAAAAAUGUGAA